Molecule: messenger RNA, 1779 nt
Organism: Daucus carota subsp. sativus
Lineage: Eukaryota; Viridiplantae; Streptophyta; Magnoliopsida; Apiales; Apiaceae
Product: putative F-box protein At1g49610
Exons: 4
Coding region: 152-1651 (499 amino acids)
Molecular function (GO): protein binding
Source: RefSeq, a predicted model, not a curated record
CCAAUUUACAUACGUACACAUACACAUCUCUGUUACAAAAUACCCCCAUAUCUCUUUCUAAAGAGUUACACUCAAGAAGCUUUGAUUUUCAGAGGAGAUGUGUAAAAGAAGAAGAAGAUAAACACAAAUUCUACACAGUAAGUCAGAAACAAUGAGGAGCAUUGAAGAAAUUUUUGAGGCUAGUAAGAAGAAGCAAAAAGUUUCAGAGAAUGACCAGGAGGAUAGGCUUAGCAAUUUGCCUGAUUCCAUACUCGUACACAUCCUGUCCUUCUUGCCGAUGGAAGAUGCAGUCAAAACUGUCCUGCUGCGUAGAUUUGGAAACCUCUGGACUUCUCUUCAGACUCUUAAUUUUGAUGGACGUUCCUACUUAAAUUAUCCCAAGUCCUGUCACAGUAAGUGGUUCACAGUUUUUGUGCCUCAUGCGUUAAUUCGCCAUGACUGCCCUGCUAUUUUUAAGUUCUCUCUCAAGUUUGGAUCCUACUUAUACUUUUCACCGAAUGGCUUUAAGCCUCGCAAGGACAAGAAGCCCUUGAAUCCGAAGCUUGCUUCUGCCAUUGAUUCAUGGAUCUACUUUGCACUGACAAAGAAAGUUAAGUUUCUUGAUUUGGGCAUAUUUGCACAUGGUGCAUCAAGUAGUAGAUUUGACUAUGACCUACCGGAUGCUGUUUUCACAAGUGACUCUAUUAUAGAGAUGAAUUUAGUCAACAUUAGUUUGAGGAAACCAGAGCAGGUUCACUUGAAAGCACUCAAAAGUUUAUCUUUUACCACUAUCAUGUUGGAUGACAAAAUGAUGGAGGGAAUUUUAUCUGGUUGUCCGUCGCUGGAGAGCUUGUCUUUGAUUCAGUGUUGUGGUUUACAUAAAUUGAACUGCACGUAUGCUUGUCUUACAAAACUGAUGGUCACACUUGGAAAUGAUUCUGCUAAGGUGGAAAUUUCUGGCCCCAAUCUGAAGUCACUAACUAUAUCAGGAUUGCAUGGCCAAGUAGAUCUGAAAAAUGUAUCGUCUGUUGUUGAGGCCACUCUUGACAUAUGCAGUGAUCACUACUAUAUUGGAUCUCUGCUUGAAAGUUUACACCAAGCAAGUACUUUUACCAUUUCCAGUUGGUGUAUCAUGAUGCUGAUUAUGUCGGAGGAAGACGGCAUUACUUGUGCAUCCUCCACUCGUAAGCAUUUGGUGCUCAAGACGCCAAUUACCAAGCGACACCUCCCUGGAAUUGCUAGGUUGCUGCGAAGUUCCCCUCAACUUGAGAUGCUGACUAUUCAGAUUGAAGAUAGCACAUCAAUUUUUCAUCCUGAGGAUAGCCUGCAUGUUGGAAUGUCUGAUAUUUUUCGAUGGGAAGGUUGGAAUGAUGAAAAUUGGUUGGAUGAAUCUGAAAUCGGCUUUGAGCACUACUUUGAGACUGAACCUUCUUUCAGCUGUCUUACUAACUACUUGAGAACUGUUCGUAUAUCCGGAGCUCGCAUAUCAAAUUGUUCUCUCCAUCUGGUGAAGUUUUUGCUCGAGAAUGCUGUUGUUUUGGAGAGAAUGGAGAUACUCAUUAGAAAUUUUAAUGCCUACAGCUCUACUUCGUCUGCUGAACUUCUGAAGCUCUCGAAUUUGUUGUCAACUUGUCGAAAAGCUUCUCCUAGCACUAUAAUUGUUCUUGCCUAAAUAUCUGAUUACUAGCUGGCAAUUAUUGACUUAUCAUAUAAUGGAUUUACUUAUGCGGUGACGCUAGAGAAUAAUUAUAUUGUUACUUUGAGCUCCAUUCUAAUUUAAAUUCUUGCUCUGGUUUUUUA